Botrytis fragariae is the source of this 201-nucleotide messenger RNA. RefSeq lists its product as uncharacterized. NCBI's taxonomy places the organism in Eukaryota, Fungi, Ascomycota, Leotiomycetes, Helotiales, Sclerotiniaceae. The coding region runs from base 1 to 201 and encodes 66 amino acids. The transcript is spliced from 2 exons. The record is from RefSeq and is a predicted model, not a curated record.
AUGUCUUCUAGAAUCGAGGAAAACAAAUACGAAAUCAUGGAUUGCCGGGGAAAUGAAAUCAAAGAAAAUACACUCCAAAUCCAACAAAUCCUAGCCUCUGGUGUCAUCACUCAAAAAGAAGACUAUACGGUCAGAACUUGCAGGAGAUUGAUCGAAUUUUCGAAUGGUCAACUCGCUUGCCAUAAGUAUUACUUAGCGUGA